CCAAAUCUGAAACAGGCGAAGAGGCAAAUACAUAUAUAUUUGUUAAAAUGAAAUGCUGCGUCAAUUGUGACAUGUAAGUGAAUGAAAACCGCAGAUAUUUGGCCUGAUUUUAGCCUUUCAGACAGACUCCACAUGCUCAUCAAAUGCUUUUUGGGUUUAAAUGAUCUACCUGUGAGGCAGAGCUCAGGGCAGAGUUGUUCCUAAACAACACCUCAUAUUAUCUGUCUCUUAUAAUAUCUACUAUAAUAGUAGGGCCUACAUCUUCUCCCGGUCCUCCACGCUCUGCUGCAUCCCUGCACUCGUCCAUACAUCCACCUGGUUGUAUAAUCCCUACUUGUCGCUCCGCUGCCGCAGUGGAGGAAACCCCUCGCUCCUCUCGCGGCUACGUCGCUCUCCCGCCUGUCCUUUUAUGGUAUGGGGAUACCCGCCGUCACAACCGGAAGCUGCCCAUGUUUGGGCAGCUGAGAAGCGCUCGGCGGGGGGAAUCCCUCGCGCCGGUCCCGACCAAUAAGGCCGGGACGGGAGUUACCUAGGAGACGGAGAGUAUAAAACGGGCACCGAGCAGAGGGAGCCCAGCAUCUUCAGCAUCACCGAGCGGACUAACGGAACACACCGACAGCUCCGGUAACGGAUUAAUAUCAGGAUUUUUAAGGUCUCGAGGGAAUCCCUGACACCGACCGAGCAACUUUAACCACUUUAUCCUCCUGACACCGUUUGGACGCGGCUUAACUGCGGCUUUUACGCACACAUUUAACCAGCACCCGCAACAGUUCACGCAAUGCUUCUGGAGCGCGACGACAGCUUCAUGUCGGAGUUUGAGGACGCGUGCAGCGCCUGGGUGGACAGUGUGGGCUCGAGCCCCAGCGACGGAGCCGAAUCUGACGUGGGAUCACCUUUCUGUCAAGUUUUCUCUCCGGGAACUGACGCCUCUGACUCAGAUUUCUUCUCCGACUUCAGCGACUGCUCCUCGGACACGCUCUCUCCCUCUCUCGGCUACACCGCCAGCUUCUUCACCGAGCCGGAGUCGGUGCCAGCGGCGGCGGCGGCGGCGGCGGGGCUGAGCAGCACCGCGGACGCGAUCCUCAACAUGAUUACAGAGAUCGUUGGGAUCUGCACCGAGAUGGAACAGCAGGGCGACACCGGCUCUCUCCGCGACUCUGACUUGAACAUCCCUCCCCCGGAGGCAGCCCAGCAGCUGCCCGCCGCCUCGGUUUCACACCCAGUGGUGGUUAAGAGCGAGUUUGCGACCUCCAGCUGCGGCAGCGGGUGUGGACAUUCUUCAAUGACCGGGAAUGAUGCUUUAUACCCGGCCAGCGCAGACUCUCUCCUCCCGCUGUCGGCUCUGGAGCAACAGGUGGAUGUGGCUGAGUUCAUCGACUCUCUGCUGAGCUGCGAGCCCGGGCAGGGCGAGCUGAAGCCCGGCUGUGAGGUGAAGCAGGAGCCGCUUGGGCUGGAGGACUGGCUAAAGAGCUUAGUUGCUGCACCGGUUACCGGGGGAGACUCCGGCAGCUACGUCAUCAGCAGACCGGUCAAGACGGAGCUCGUGCAAAGCGGGAGCAACCUGCACUUCUCCCCCACCCCCCUCCCCUCCACCCUGGACGCUCAUCUCCUCUCCUCCCUACUGCAGGGCGCGUUCCCGAUAGUCAACAUCAGCAGUGGGCACGCGACAGGAACCCCCAAACUGUCACGCGGGGGCAGAAGAGCUCCCGCCAAGAACGGCCUUAAAGCGAAACCCUUCCCGUGCUCCGUGCAGGGGUGCGAGCGCCGCUUCUCGCGCUCGGACGAGCUGAACAGGCACGUGCGCAUCCACACAGGACAGAAACCCUUCCAGUGCACCAUUUGCGCGCGCAGCUUCAGUCGCAGCGACCACCUGACCACGCACACGCGCACACACACCGGGGAAAAGCCCUUCUCAUGCGACGUGUGCGGCAAGCGCUUUGCGCGCAGCGACGAGAGGAAGAGGCACGGGCGCGUGCACGUCAAGCAGCAACUGCGCGCGCAGAUGAUGGCCGCCUACUCCCUGGCUCUGAACGCGCCUGGCGUCUAAACAGCAGCGAUUAGUGGGCCGCUGGGGCUGCUGUGGAGAGAAGUUAUAAAACCAUCAACCGGAAAGCGUCAGAGAGACGUUUCCAUAUGACGUCACACUUAAGGCGAUUUUACCUGAGGCCACGAGGCCGGGAAAAAAAGGUGUUCAGAGGACUUUAAAGUCCGGACCCCGGCUCCUCUCAUAUCGCAUGUGUGAGACUACGGUGCAUUGGAUUGUGGGAGCUGAUGGAGGGGGACUCGGAGCAUGGAGUUAAAGACUUUGGCUUCCUGACGGUGUUCAGGUGUGACCCCGGACCCGCGGGUGCACCUGACCAUCGGUGCUUGUUGCUUGUGACUCUGAACGUGUCUGAUGACAGUCUGUGGACGGAGCGGAGGAGAGUGUUGCUUGUAAAAUAUUGAUUUCAGACUUUUUAUCUGCAUGAGGACGCAAACAGUGAGCAAACUGUGAAUGUUGACGUCAGAAUGUCGUGAUUCUGUUUUGACUCAAAUAUUUUUAUGUCAACCCGCUUUAUAUUUGACAUCACCGAGUUAUAUGUUUGUACUAUAUCUCUAUUUUUCUAGUGUUUGUCUACCUGCAUAUUUGAAGACGCCAGAUUUCUAUGGCGGAUAAAUGUGUGAUGAUGUCACUUUUCUAUGAAACGAUUGUAAACGGUCCACGAGGACACCGAAUGAACUUUAUUAUAUAAUCUUCAUUCUGACAUUUCAAUGCAGGUCUCACUGCACUGAUGCAUUGUGGGAUACGUGUCCUGGUGUCUGUACUGUAAAACACUCAGUGUGAGCUGAGCUCGGAGUAGCACACAUGGCUGUGCAGGUUAAUGUGCCCUCGUUCUGCAUGGAGGCUGCUGUCAGUAAACA
This is a messenger RNA of Micropterus dolomieu (smallmouth bass), 2901 nucleotides long. Its product is annotated as early growth response protein 1-like. Gene Ontology annotation, molecular function: DNA-binding transcription factor activity, RNA polymerase II-specific; RNA polymerase II cis-regulatory region sequence-specific DNA binding. Bases 779 to 2047 code for a protein of 422 amino acids. NCBI's taxonomy places the organism in Eukaryota, Metazoa, Chordata, Actinopteri, Centrarchiformes, Centrarchidae. Gene Ontology annotation, biological process: regulation of transcription by RNA polymerase II. The record is from RefSeq and is a predicted model, not a curated record. The transcript has 3 exons.